Andrographis paniculata is the source of this 2821-nucleotide messenger RNA. RefSeq names its product CSC1-like protein ERD4. Gene Ontology annotation, cellular component: plasma membrane. The transcript has 5 exons. The coding region runs from base 492 to 2666 and encodes 724 amino acids. Lineage: Eukaryota; Viridiplantae; Streptophyta; Magnoliopsida; Lamiales; Acanthaceae. The record is from RefSeq and is a predicted model, not a curated record. Gene Ontology annotation, molecular function: calcium-activated cation channel activity.
CUUUCUUUUAGCAAGACCUUGUGUCGACAUAUUAUUUCCUAUCACCAUCUUCAUCUUCGUGUUCCAAGAACGUGAUGGAAUCAAGAAGUCUCCACACAACUGUGAGAAUUCAGCUCCAACCAGACAGACACGUAGCAGUAGCAGUAGCAGUAGCAGCAUUAAAUCAAUUCAUGGUUGAAAUUAUUAAGCCCCACAGUGGUUGGAUUCAUCCCACGCACACAAAUACCUCUUUAUCUCUCUCUCGGUCUUCUUUCCCCCUAAACUUUGUCUCUAAUGUUGUGGCCUCUUCAAUCUUCAUUACAAACGGCUCCAAACCUAAACAAGAAACGAAAAGUCAAAAUACACACACUCGUUUCACAUGCCUUCUUUCUUUAAAACUCACAACAAUCACACUCACUCCCUCCCUCCAUUAAUGCCCAUUCUCACUCAGAACACAAAUAUUAAGCACUGGUAGAUAAUCCAAAACAGAACCAGAAGAAGAAGAAGAAGUAAUGGAUUUUAGUUCAUUUCUCACGUCUCUAGCGACGUCGUUUUUGAUAUUCGUUGUGCUCAUGUUUCUCUUCACCUGGCUCUCCCGGAAACCCGGCAACCACGUCAUCUACUACCCGAAUCGGAUCCUCCGAGGACUCGACCCGUAUGAGGGUAUGCGGGCCACCCGCAACCCCCUCGCCUGGAUCCGGGAAGCCCUAGCUUCCACCGAGGCCGACGUUGUCAGAACUUCCGGCGUCGACACCGCCGUCUACUUUGUCUUCCUCAAUACUGUGUUGGGGAUUUUCGUUCUGUCUGGCCUUCUCCUUCUGCCGGUACUACUUCCGGUGUCUUCCACUGCUCGAUUCCGCAUAGAUUACGACGAGAGCACCAGUCAAGGAACCUUUAACAACCUCGACAAAUUAUCCAUGGCGCACAUUCAACCUAAGAGCCGUCGAUUGUGGGCAUUCGUAGCAGCAACCUAUUUGGUUUCUGCAAUCACAUACUCCCUGCUAUGGAAGGCAUACAAACAUGUCUCCAAUCUAAGGGCUGCUGCACUCAUGUCACCCGACGCAAAACCCGACCAAUUCGCCCUCCUCGUCCGCGACAUUCCUCCUGUCCAAAAAGGACAAACUAGAAAACAACAGGUCGAUUCCUAUUUCAGAACAAUCUAUCCAGACACCUUCUACAGAUCCAUGGUGGUCACUACGAACAACAAGGUCGAUAAGAUUUACCAAGAGCUGGAUGGAUACAAGAAGAAGCUAGAACGUGCAGAAGUGAUAUACUCCGAAUCCAAAACGACGGCAAAGCCGGAAGGAUCAAGGCCAACUACUAAAACAGGAUUCCUCAGCCUGAUUGGUAAGAAUGUCGAUGCAAUAGAUUACUAUGAUGCUAAGAUAAAGAAGUUGAUCCCGAAGCUCGAAUCCGAGCAAAAGGCCACUCUAAAAGACCGGCAGCGAUCCGCUGCCAUCAUCUUCUUCAACAACAGGGUAACUGCAGCUGCAGCCUCGCAGAGUCUGCACGAUACAAUGGUCGAUAAUUGGACAGCAAUGGAUGCUCCUCAGGCCCGGGAUUUGAUAUGGUCGAAUCUUCCUAAGAAUUUCUACGAAAGGCUGAUCCGGCAGUACAUCAUAUAUUUUAUUGUGCUCUUGACCAUAUUCUUUUACAUGGUGCCAAUUGGCUUCAUCUCUGCACUGACCACGCUCGAUAACUUGAAGAAGCUUCUCCCGUUCUUGAAACCGGUAGUCGAACAACCUCUAAUCAAGACGGUGCUGGAGGCGUAUUUACCGCAGAUUGCGCUUAUUGUGUUCUUGGCUCUGUUGCCGAGUUUUCUAUUGUUCUUGUCGAAGGCUGAGGGCAUUCCUACUCGGAGCCAUGCAGAGAGGGCUGCGGCUGGAAAGUACUUCUAUUUUUCGGUCUUGAACGUUUUUAUCGGGGUCACGUUAGGUUCGACACUUUUUGAUACGUUUAAGGAGAUUGAAGAGCACCCAAAAUCGAUAAUCACUAUACUUGGAAAUAGCCUUCCCGGGAGCGCUACGUUCUUCUUGACUUUUGUGGCUUUGAAGUUCUUUGUUGGGUACGGGCUCGAGCUAUCGCGACUAGUUACUUUAGUGUUGUUUCAUUUGAAGAAGAAGUAUCUCUGUAAGACGGAGGCCGAAGUGAAAGAAGCGUGGGCACCAGAGGAUCUCGGGUACUCGACUAGAAUCCCGAAUGAUAUGCUGGUCGUUACGAUUGUUCUUUGCUAUUCGGUGAUAGCACCGGUGAUUAUUCCGUUUGGUGUGGUCUACUUCGGAUUGGGAUGGGUUCUUCUUCGUAAUCAGGUCCUGAAAGUUUAUGUUCCUUCUUACGAGUGCUACGGGAGAAUGUGGCCGCACAUCUUUAUCCGGAUCAUGGCUUCGUUGAUCCUCUAUCAGAUCACGAUGCUCGGAUACUUUAUAACGAAGGAAUUCAUCUACACUCCGAUCCUGAUCCCGCUCCCUGUGAUGUCGUUCAUCUACAUGUAUGUUUGUAAGAAGAAAUUCUACCGGUUCUUCACGUGCACGGCGCUUGAGGUCGCUGCGCACGAGGUGAGCGCAGCUCCGAACAUGGAGGCCGUGUUCCGGUCGUUCGUUCCGCCGUGCCUCAGCACGGAGAAACCCGAUGGCCAUCAAUUUGAGGAUGCUUUCUCUCUUAUUUCUGCAAAUGGUUCAGUUGCUUGAUGUUGAUGCCUUCCUCUAAUCCAUCUUCUUCCAUAGCCCUUUUGGUCUCGUCGUAGGUUAUUAUCUUGUUAUGUACUACAAUGUAUAUUAUGUGUUAUGUUUAUGCUUCCUGUUGGGUCUAAGAAUUGACAUGCAAUCAAAUUUAUUUAAAGCAA